AUAAUAAAAGUAAUAUUUUUAAUAAUAAGUACUUCAUCUUUAUCAAAUGAUUAGUAGCUUUUGUAGUAAAGAAAAAAAUUAUUUAUUUAGAAACCGGUUUUUCCGGUCCGGUUCUAGAUAAAAACCGAAAUACAUCUAGUCCGAUUUUCGAUUUCCAUAUCAUGUCAAAUCCGGUUCUGGUCCGGUUCGGUCUGAUCCGGUUUUGAACCUGUGCACAGACUGCACACUCCUAUCUGCAGCCACAACCACCAUUGCAGCAACGGACCAAGUAUUUUCUCCUUCUCUAGCUGAAUCAAAACUAGGAGCAAGCUUGAACACAGAUUCACGGAUGAGCUUCUAAUUUGGCAGUAAUGGCCACGAGCUUAGCUGAGAAACUCUAACUUCUAUCUUUGAGCUUCAACUAUGCGACUGGAAAAAUCAGGUGGUCGAUGAUGAGUUUCGUGGCCGGGUCAAAUCUGUCGUCCACCUUGGGACUGAACAAAUCCGCCGCAGAUCUGAAUUUUUUGGCUUAGGGAGACAGGGGUUAGAUCAACUGGGGAGGGGCUGGGAAGAAGGCCGGACCAGGAAGGUGAGGGGGACUAUGAAAGGUGCUGGUAGGGUGGUGGUCGGGUUGGGACAGGAGAGGGAUUGCACCGGGGCUGGACUGUGGUUUGUGAGGGAGGCCGGGGAUGGCAGUGGCAAUGCUGCGGCCAUUGUGGUCAAAUGGCGGUGGUGGCAGUAACCGGAAGAGGCAGGGCGGAGUUCACUGGAUGAGGCGUGGCUGGUGUCACUGUAGCAGGCGGUAGUGACGUCAUUGUGGCGGUGUCGACGUCACUGUGGCAGAGGGGAAAACCCCCUUUUUCUCAUCAUUACUCGAUUCAACUUGCGAUUUUUUUUUUCGAUUUGCGAAAACGGGUUACCAAACCGCUGUAUAUUUUACUUGCGCCAAUCAACUAGUUAGGACUCAACUACAUUAACCGCCAAUGUGCUCUAAAUCUCCGGAAGCAGAGCUUCAAUGGAGUCCUCAAGAAAAUUCAGUAACCCCAUCUCCAAAGCAUCUGCAACACACAGUCUCUUCAUAUCGAUUCUCAUCGCAGCGGCUAUCUUUCUCUUCAAUUUCUCCGACUCAAACCACACCGCCUCCAUCAACACACUUCUUGUUUCUCGCCUUCACUCUGCUUCAACUUACUUCUCAUCUUCCGUUCUCACCUCCGACACUCGUUUUCUUCAAGACGAAGAAUUGAAGGGGGAAGACGGAAUCGGUUCUUGUGAUCUCUUUGACGGGCGUUGGGCUGAAGAUGAGUCCGACCCACUUUACAGACCGGGUUCUUGCCCAUUCAUUGAUGAUUCCUUUAACUGCUUCAAGAACGGCCGACCCGACUCGGACUACACUAGGCUCAGGUGGAAACCCCGGAGCUGUGAAAUCCCAAGGUUUGAUGGGUUAAAGAUGCUGAAGAUAUUGAGCGGGAAAAGUGUAGUCUUUGUGGGUGAUUCUUUGAACAGAAACAUGUGGGAAUCCUUGAUCUGCUCUUUAAGAGAAUCAAUGGUGGAUAAGAACAGCAUGUUUGAGUUCAAGACUGAAGGAUACCAUUCUUUCAAAUUCAAGGAUUUCAGGUGCUCUAUUGAGUUCCUCAAAUCCCCAUUCCUUGUUCAACAGUGGCAGUUCUUAGAUAAUGCUGGGGUGCAGAGAGAAACUCUGAGAUUAGACAAAAUUCAAGAAUCCCUUGGAGAGCACUGUGAUGCUGAUAUUAUCAUAUUCAACACAGGGCACUGGUGGACCCACCAAAAUACCAACCAAGGGAAGAACUACUUUCAGGAAGGCAGCCACGUUUUCAAGAGCAUGAAAGUGGCAGAUGCUUAUGCAAAAGCAUUGAAGACAUGGGCAAAAUGGGUUGAUGCAAAUAUCAACAGCAAUAAUACCGAAGUGUUCUUUCGUGGAUAUUCUGCUUCUCAUUUCAAAGGGGGGCAAUGGAACUCAGGAGGGAGCUGCGAUGGAGAGACAAUGCCAAUAAGGAAUGAAACUCAGCUGGGUCCAUACCCAUGGAUGAUGAGAGUGGUGGAGUCUGUCAUUUCUGGAAUGAAGACGCCUGUGAUUUAUCUCAAUAUCUCAAGAAUGACGGAUUAUAGAAAAGAUGGGCAUCCGUCCAUCUUCCGGCGGCGGUCAGGGAGGAAGGCCGGCCGCCGGCAGGACUGCAGCCACUGGUGCCUCCCCGGUGUGCCGGACUCUUGGAAUGAAUUGCUCUAUGCAACCCUCCUCCUUCGUCACCCACCCUAAUCUGAUUUCUUAAUUUUCUUCUUCAAUUAUUAUUAUUCCAAUAGUAGGUUUUUAUCAGGAGUUAGGAAUUUUAUAUUCUGGUUGGUGGCUCUAUUGUAGGAUUUGUAGAAAUGUGUAAUGCUCCCGGGCAAAUUCACUAAAUUGAGGAUGUUAUCUACUCACUUUUUUUUAUCAUAAAAGAUAUAUUAAAAU
This is a messenger RNA of Cuscuta europaea, 2446 nucleotides long. The record is from the annotation of a GenBank genome assembly. NCBI's taxonomy places the organism in Eukaryota, Viridiplantae, Streptophyta, Magnoliopsida, Solanales, Convolvulaceae.